AGAGACAACAUAAAUCAAAUCAAAAUUAGAGAUAAAGAAAGAAAGAAAAGAAGCGAUGGGGUUACAGGGCCAUGUGAGCGAUUGUUCAUCGGAAUCGAUCUUCAUCCUCUUCAUAGCAAUCAUCGCCAGCUGCCUAAGCUAUCUUCGCUCCGCUGCCUUCCUGAUUCUUCGUUCGCUCGGCCUCUCCCGAUUCGACCCCGACCACGUCGACGAUGGCUUCCUCCUCGACGCCGUCGGCUCCGGCCUGGCCCGCCUUAUCGUCCUCACCGAGCAGCUCGAUCUCAACCGCGUCUUCUCCCACCGAUACGCCGGCGAUGCGGGCGGCGAGGUUCCGCCGGCCUGCGUAGUGUGCUUGUCGGCGCUCGGAGAGGGGGAGCAGGUCCGGCGGCUGCCCUGCCGCCACGUCUUCCACAAGGGCUGCCUCGACGGCUGGCUCGAUCACCUCAACUUCAGCUGCCCGCUCUGCCGCUCGCCGCUAGUCUCCGAGCGGCGCGUGGCCUUGGCGGAGAAGCGCGUGAGCCGUGACAUCCUCGGCUUUUUCACCCUGCGGUGAAUGUUUCUAAUCGUUGCAAAUGAUGACGCCAGCCCUAAUCGGUUAUGUAUGGCAUGACAUCGGAUGGUGGUGGCGGUGGCGGUGGCGGUGGCGAUGAUGAUGGCGGUGGCGCAUGGUCAUGAUGAUUACAGUGGUGGAUAUUCAGAUGGGUUUUCAUUUUAUUUUGGGGGGGUAAUUUUGCCGUUUUGUUAAUUGUUUUUGGGAUAUUUUUAGUUUAAUGGCAGUUUUGAAGUUUUUCUAGCUGUCUUUUUGAAGAGCUCUCUGUAUUAUUGGGCUCUUUUUCUCACCGCUAUAAAAUUUUCACAGCUUUUCUUUUUGGUUA
Messenger RNA from Diospyros lotus (date-plum), 875 nucleotides. RefSeq names its product E3 ubiquitin-protein ligase RHA2A-like. The record is from RefSeq and is a predicted model, not a curated record. The transcript has a single exon. Gene Ontology annotation, molecular function: ubiquitin protein ligase activity; zinc ion binding. Gene Ontology annotation, biological process: protein ubiquitination. The coding region runs from base 56 to 553 and encodes 165 amino acids. NCBI's taxonomy places the organism in Eukaryota, Viridiplantae, Streptophyta, Magnoliopsida, Ericales, Ebenaceae.